Molecule: messenger RNA, 6551 nt
Organism: Drosophila yakuba
Lineage: Eukaryota; Metazoa; Arthropoda; Insecta; Diptera; Drosophilidae
Gene: SIFaR
Product: neuropeptide SIFamide receptor
Exons: 5
Coding region: 1742-4051 (769 amino acids)
Biological process (GO): G protein-coupled receptor signaling pathway
Cellular component (GO): membrane
Molecular function (GO): neuropeptide Y receptor activity; peptide binding
Source: RefSeq, a predicted model, not a curated record
CUCAUUCAGACGCGAAUCCGUUGACAACGCGGUCGCCCCAGGGGCGGAUGACUAUAUCCACGGCCCACGACCCACGAUAUCGCACCACGGAAACGACCACGCGUAGUGUUAACCUUUCGAGCGUCCAUGUCCUGAAGCUGAUUUAUCCGGGGGAGUGUUUGUUUGUGCUUGCCCUGGCCCAUCUGCACCUGCAGGUGUGGGACUUCCCUACUUUUCCGCGGUUCGUCCUUAAGGAAUUGCAUCUGCUCUUGCAGCUUCGCGUUGUUCCAGCCCCCAGUUUAAUUAGUUUGCCCGAUUUGUCUCGGUGUUGACACUUGGUCUUACGCCCCAUUGCGCCUUGGGGCCACGUUAAGGACCAUAUCGGCAUUGGCAUCGCCUCCGACUUGGCCAGCAGGCAUGUAAGCUCAAUUAGGUCCCGAGCACUUUCACGCUCGAAAAAGGUCCCAAUCCAAUUUCGAAAGGAACGCCAGUUGCGGAGCUACACGGAAAAAGUUCACUUUCAACUUAGUAUCCUUAGUAAAACCUUUCAAACUGAUUGCACUUUUAUCUUUCAACUUGGAAAGUAUACUAUGGAAAUGCACUAUUCUGCUUUAAUAAUUUUCUUGAUGUAUUGCAAGCAAAGAUAUUUUAAAACUUUAGUUUUUAUCAGAACUGUGUUGAUCAUACAAUUUUGAGAUUAGGAAUCCCUCUGUUUGAAAAUGAAAAGGUGUGUUUGAAAGCCUUUUAUUUAUUGUACGAUACACGUUAUUUAGUAUUGUAAAUGCAUUAUUUUUGUUUGCUGUGCGUGGUCAGUUUGAAUUGUGUGCCAAGGGGUCCUUAGUCGCCAGUUUGUCUGAUGUGGACACUCCCAUGGAACCGCACAAAAGAAUGUCGCACUGGCUUCGUUUGUUACCAAUUGUUUCAAUGCUUACUGGCAAUUUUUUGGCACUCAAUCGAAGAGUGCUGCGUGCGCUUGGCAGUUGUGCUUAAUGGAAUUUUUAUGCGCUGCUAUUGAGUAGCUCAAUUGCUCGUUGGUUCGAUGGUUGUGUGUCGAUUUUUUGAGGUCAAAGGGCACGCUCCCUGGCUUUUCAAUUUCCCCCAAUACAGCAGCCAUACAAUGGCAGAACGGGCAUUAAAAUUAAUUAGCGACGCGCAUGUGUUGCAACGGCGGCGGUGACCAUGUCCCUGAGCCGAUGCUCUUGGCUCCUAUGCCCGAUGCCCAAUCCCCUCCAGCUGCAUUUAUCCAGGCAGCCAGCAUCUGGCCUUAUCUGAAAUAUGCACACGAGGCCUUGGGCCGCCGACUUUUUCGUAAUGUCAGCCAAGGCAACGUCAACCAGCUGACGAACGACACAGCCAUUGCAUUCCGCAUUCGGAUUCGCAUCCGAAACGGCAACAAACUGUUGUAGGUGAUAUCAACCCAAAAAGCAAAAAAUAAAAAACACGAAAGGGUCCUUGGGCGCUUUUCUAGCGAGUUUCUAGAAAACUGCAUUUAUUGUGCGACUUUAUGGCAAACGCAGCACAAUCCCCGGAUAAACGAGAUGUUGUGCGGACAUGAGUGCUAAUUAAAAACUGUUCUCUAAUCCAAAAGCCACUCAACUUCCUGCAUAUCCUACACAAGCCAACGAAAUGCCAAGUGACGAUGCCAUUUUUAUAGACCUUUUCUAAAAUAACCGAGAUUCGAGAUACGACUACAGAUAGUGAUAGCGAAAGCGAGGCGCCAGUGAAAGUGCCAUCCGCCCAAUCAAGACGGCCGAAUGAUUUGAUGAUGGCAGCCAGCGGGCGGAUUCGCAAGCGAAAGCAUAAAAGCCAUACAAGUGGCGACGUUCCCACUACAACGACUAGUGUACCCAUGCCCAUUUCGACCACGGCGCCUGGAAAAACGGUCGCGGAGACAAUGGAGGAAGCCGCCCUCGCCGGGGAUUACAAUAAUUUCACGCAUAAUUUCGUCGAUUUUCAGAACCUCUUGAGUUUCAACGAAUUGAAUGGCACUAGUAGCAGCGGUGGUGGAGGUGGUGUAGGUGGUAGCAGUGCUAUCAGCUCGUUGAGCGCAUCGAGUGCCAUUAAGCUGAAUAACGGCGCCAUUACGGACACUCUGCUUGGCACGGUUCUCACUACGGCAACGGCCACGGUGGCUCCGGCGGCCAGUUCGCUUCUAGCCACCUUGGCGGCCACCACAACAGCAUCGGCGAGAGGAUCGCUGGCGGGCAAGUCCUUGGCUAUUGCUGACGCCACUUCAUCCACCUAUUACUCCAACUUGCUGAACCUAUCGCCGGCCACCACCAGCUUGAUCUCGGCGGCUGCGGCCACCAAGUCGUACAACGACAGUGCCCUCCGGUGGGAGCAGCUGGACGGAAACGUGGACUUCGGGUUCGACCCACUCUACCGCCACUCGCUGGCCAUGUCCAUGGUUUACUGCGUGGCCUACAUCGUCGUCUUCCUGGUUGGACUCAUCGGGAAUAGCUUCGUGAUCGCCGUCGUCCUGCGGGCUCCUCGCAUGCGGACGGUGACGAACUACUUCAUUGUGAAUCUGGCCAUUGCGGACAUCCUGGUCAUUGUCUUCUGCCUGCCAGCCACUCUGAUUGGCAACAUCUUUGUGCCCUGGAUGCUCGGAUGGCUGAUGUGCAAGUUUGUGCCCUACAUACAAGGUGUCUCCGUGGCAGCCUCUGUCUACAGCCUGAUUGCCGUUUCCCUGGACAGGUUCAUUGCCAUCUGGUGGCCCCUGAAGCAGAUGACAAAGCGACGUGCUCGCAUCAUGAUAAUCGGCAUAUGGGUAAUCGCGCUGGUGACCACCAUCCCUUGGCUGCUCUUCUUCGACCUGGUGCCCGCCGAGGAGGUCUUCUCCGACGCCCUGGUCUCGGCCUACUCGCAGCCGCAGUUUCUCUGCCAGGAAGUUUGGCCUCCGGGCACGGAUGGGAACCUGUACUUCCUGCUAGCCAACCUGGUGGCCUGCUACCUGCUGCCCAUGUCCCUCAUCACACUCUGCUACGUGCUCAUCUGGAUCAAGGUCUCCACGAGGUCCAUCCCUGGCGAGUCCAAGGACGCCCAAAUGGACCGCAUGCAGCAAAAGAGCAAGGUGAAGGUCAUCAAGAUGCUGGUGGCCGUGGUGAUCCUGUUUGUUUUGUCCUGGCUGCCGCUCUACGUCAUCUUCGCGCGUAUCAAGUUCGGCUCGGACAUCUCGCAGGAGGAGUUCGAGAUCCUCAAGAAGGUGAUGCCGGUGGCCCAGUGGCUGGGCUCCUCGAACAGCUGCAUCAAUCCCAUCCUCUACUCGGUGAACAAGAAGUACCGACGCGGAUUCGCGGCCAUCAUAAAGUCGCGCAGCUGCUGCGGACGCCUCAGGUACUACGACAACGUGGCCAUCGCCUCCAGCACCACCAGCACACGAAAGUCAUCGCACUACCACCAGAACAGCUCGAGAAAGAGUCCGAGCAGCAAGGGCAACGCGGUGUCAUACAUCUACGAGCAUAACUCGCUGCGGCGCCACAACAUGAUGCUCAAGCAGGACAGUAACCUGUCGCAGCAAAUGCUGCUCAAGCAGGACUCUCACGGAUCUCGUCAGUUCCUCAUCAAGCAGGAGAGCUCCUGCAGCGAUGCCUCCGGGAUCAGGCGACCCCUCUGCCAGCAGGACAGCAAUGGCUCCAAGGUGUCACUGUCCAAGCAGGACUCAAUUGUGUCAUACAUGGAGGCUCGACGGGCGGCGGGACACGGUCUAAACGACACUCUGGUGGACAGGGAUAGUGUCUCGAUGGACGUUGGCCGGCGACAGGGCGCCACACCGAGCUCCCUGCUCGAUAAGCGGCAGAAAUUUGUGAAGCAGGACUCGGUGAUCUCGUUUGUUGACCAGCGACCAGAGCAAAGGCGCCAUCAGCUGGUCAAGCAGGACUCGGUCAUCUCCUUCGCAGACCAGCGACGCGGACUGCUCCACAAACAGGAUUCGCUCAUGGCCAACCGGACGGGUGAUGCACCCACCCACCACGUUUCCAUUCUGAAGAAGACCGACUCGCAGAUCAGCUACGGCAGUUCUACUUCUCCUCGCAGAAAUGCGGAUUUCUACGAGCAGGCAACAUUGGGUUGAAGGAGCUCCUAACUCUGGUAGAUAGAUACCAACCACCAUAUGCGUGGGUCGGUUUCAGUUAAACAAGUGUGAUGAACUACAUUAGGGGCUUAUGUAAUGCAGAAAUUUCAAAGCAUAAUUAAGAUGGUUUACCUUCGUUAAACAGAUGUGCUCUAAUAAGUUCUUGAAUCACACAAACCCCUAGGAUUUAUUGCUUAACAAAUCGACCCAACCUAACAUACAAAAUAAAGCAACGAUACCAAAAACUUACCGAACCACAAAGGAAAUCUUAGCAGAUUUCUAUAGCAGAUAGACUCAGACAGGGUCGAAUGGAAGUCGAGUGAUAGGCCUACGAUUGUGAUACAAGUCGGCGCGCUGGUGGGUUCAGAAUUAGUAACUAGGCAGUGCCGCACGCAUCCGUCCCGUCAUCGUCGUUGGGAUAGGGUUAGGUUAGUGGACGGGAUGGAGUGCCAGUGGGGACGGACAUCGGGAUGGACCAAUAGUGGGUGGGUAUAUCUAAUCAGAGAUCGCUUAGCUAAGAACAGAUAUGCCACACGGGGUUCGAGCAACAGGACUUCUCCACACACAGACACCACAGAAUGCAGAAAACAGAAUAUAGAAUACACUAAAGACACUGAAGACACUCCCCACAGAUCUAAUAGGUAAUAGAUGUUUUAUACGUGUUUCAGAGGUACUACGCAAGAUAGGAACUACUCCUUGGCUAUGGCUAUAUAAUACCUAUAUGUACCGUUACGCAGUUUUAAGAUGGUUUGUACUCGCAAUUUGCAAUAUCGAAAAGUUUGGUUAAGAGUGGGCGGAACAACGUGGGAAUCGAAGGGGUUAAAAUAGCUUAGCUAAACUUUUUGUACGACGGCGAACGUGAGUGAAACGGGCAAGUCCAGUAUCAUAGUUGAGAAACGAAAACAAAACAAAAUGAGAUAACACCGAGGUCUAAAGUAACGUACCUACUAAAUUUUUGUAUGGAAAUUCUUACAAUUUAUACAUAUAUAUUUAUAUUGAUUUUGGAAUAAGCAAUAUGCAAUACAAGCGUAUGUCUGCGCGUACGCCGUGUAUCUAUCAAACAACAAUAAUCAAUUUUAUUAGAAUUUUACACAACUGAGUCGCGGCAGCGGAAAUGGCACAGCAGCGGAAAUGGGUUAGAAGACGCAAUGCACCGGAAGGCGAGUGAAAACGAAAACGAUUGGCGCACCAUACAAGCUUUGUUAUUGUCCAAUCGCCGAUUAUUUCGAUAUUUCGAUGUUUCGGUGUUUCGGUAACCAUGGGCAGAGGCAGCAGAGUUAGUUAAGGCAUCAAACGCGCACAAAGUAACACUUGACCAUGCUGGGACAGAGUAGAUUAGGGGGAAUGGAGUAGUCUAGGGAUUAGGGCUAGAUUAGGAUUAGAGCUGGACGAAGGAGUAGGUUGUCCGCUAAGUGAGCACAAAGCAGUCAAAGAUUUCGCACUAAACGUAUCACUACAAACUAACAAAGAAGCAAACAAUAAUCGAACUCAAAUUCGUUAAACACUAAACACCAAUAAACUUUAAACUAUACGAAAUAAAAUUUUAACGGAUAUCGCAAGGGGGCAAAAUCAAUGGUAAAACUAUGAAACUAAACGUAACGAUUAACUAUGCAAUUUUAUUGUUAGCCAAAAUUUUAUAACUGUCAAGUAACGAACAAGUAAAUAUUUAUAUGUAUACAGAAUAUAUCAAGCAUAAAGCAUACGUUAUAUAUCUUUAUAUACUUCGAUUGCAUUAGGCGCGGAUCGGUAGAGUUUUGGUUGGCUUUGGUGUAACCGAGAAUGAUUUGAUCAGAGAUUUAGAUUAGUCGAACCUAUCGUUCUCUGUUUAGACAUGGAAGGCUAAGACCCCGAUCCAAAAAUGGAAAAAGUAGAACACAUGCACAGCCCGUUCAAAACUCCAGCGCUUAGUGUAAGGCAAGAAUCUACAAUGAGGAAUAUCAAUAAUAUAUUUCAAAUAUACAAACAUAUAUUUAUAUAGGCCUAGCGAUUCAUAUGUUAGCAGUAUGUGGCAAGCAUUCACAAGAGCGAACAACAUCGUCUAGUAAACAAGAGAUUACAUUUAUAUAAAUACAUACAUAUUAUAUGCUGCAAAUACGAAGGGCGCGCAAUAGAAUGUUCUUUCCCGCUUUUGAUUCCACUUAAAAAAGAAAGAAUUAACCCGGAAGUUGCGAGCAGGCUGAUUUAAGCAAAGUAAUAUUUAUCGAAUACCCCAAUUUGAACUUUAGGUUUUAAAGUUUUAAAACGUAGAGCAUACCCAUACUCACAUGCAUGUGCAUUAUGUUCGUUAUUUACCGAUGCGGAAUACAAAAUAACAUAAAAUAUUUAAAAAGUGAUCGCGCGUUAACCAGUUAAACCGAAAGAAUGGCAUUAAAGGCAACACAAUAUUAUAUAUGUAAAUAUAUGUGUUAAUGAAUACAUAUAUAUGUAUAUUUAUCGCAUAGAACUAACACCAAAGAUACAUGCAUGUUAGCAGAAAUAAUAAAUAAAAAUACAAACUAAA